Molecule: messenger RNA, 2589 nt
Organism: Labrus bergylta (ballan wrasse)
Lineage: Eukaryota; Metazoa; Chordata; Actinopteri; Labriformes; Labridae
Gene: khdrbs1b
Product: KH domain containing, RNA binding, signal transduction associated 1b
Biological process (GO): regulation of alternative mRNA splicing, via spliceosome
Cellular component (GO): nucleus
Molecular function (GO): mRNA binding; poly(A) binding
Source: RefSeq, a predicted model, not a curated record
CCGGAGAAGUACGUCCUUCUGAGCUCACUUCCGCCGGCUUGAAUCGGACCCGAUAUCCUUUGCACCGCUUUUGUUCUCCCAUUUCCACCCAGACCGACGCUGUCGAACGGAGGGAGCCAUCCGGUGAGGGAGACCACGCCGAGUAGCGGAGCACAGAACACGUCAGGCAGCCACAUGCAAAGCGAAGUCUGCAACCAAGGAUACGCCGCACUCCGUCGUUACAUAAGUGGACUACUUCUACUUCUGUUUUUUUGUUUUUGUUUUUCUUCAAGCUUUUUGGUUCAACCGAACUGUCACACACUCUUUUAACCCCAAAAUGGAGAACGACGAGAAAUACCUCCCCGAGCUGCUGGCGGAGGAUAGCCUGGAUUUGUCGUUCACACACGCCACGAAACUUUUGAACACAGAAAUUGAUAGAAUCCAGAAAGGCGAGACUAAAAAGGAGACAGAAACAUACCUGGAUCUUUUCACAACAAAGAACAUCAAACUUAAGGAACGAGUGCUCAUACCUGUCAAACAGUACCCAAAGUUCAAUUUUGUGGGGAAGAUUUUGGGACCUCAGGGCAAUACAAUCAAACGUCUGCAGGAAGAGACCGGAGCGAAGAUCUCUGUGCUUGGCAAAGGAUCCAUGAGAGACAAAUCUAAGGAGGAGGGGCUGAGGAAAGGUGGGGAGCCCAAGUACGCCCACUUGUCGAUGGAGCUGCACGUGUUUAUCGAGGUGUUUGCCCCGGUGCCAGAUGCCUACCUGCGCAUGGCCCAUGCCAUGGAGGAGGUCAAGAAGUUCCUGUUCCCAGAUAUGAUGGAUGAUAUCUGCCAAGAGCAGUUCAUGGAAAUGAGCUACCUGAAUGGAGGCCAGGAGCACGGAGCCCGAGGCCGAGGGGGCAUGCCAGUCAGGGGCCGCGGAGUCCCCCCUUCUGGAACACACAGGGGAAGGGGAAUGCCUCCUCGGGGAGGUGUCACUCGUGGAGGCCCAGGCAGAGGUGGGGCACUGAGGGGUGCUCCAGCAGGCCGAGGCGGACCUCCUGCUGCACCUGCCAGGGGAGCUGUGGCAGCCCGUGCUAGGCCCCCUACUGGCGGGCCCCCCCAGAGAAUGGCAGCCCCCCACCAGCACGCCCCUGCUGCAGCUGCAGAGAACUAUGAGGAAUAUGGCUACGAUGAGAGCUACACAGACACAGCCUACGAGUCAUACGACAGCUACUACAGUCAGCCGCAGGCAGAGCCUGAAUACUAUGACUAUGGACAUGGAGAGACAUCAGAGUCGUACGAGUCCUAUGGUCAAGAUGACUGGAACGGGACCCCGCGGACAGCUCCAGGGAAGGCUCCUCCUGUCUCCAGAGGUGCCAAGACGCCUUAUCGGGAGCACCCAUACAGACAGUACUGAAGCGGACUAAGCACCUUUAAUGUGUCGCCCUGACUACCGCCUGUGUACCACGGCAGCUCUCGCUUUAAGCAGCCCGACAAAAGUAAUUGUCUGUUUUGUCUUUGGUUUGGUCUUUCCUACACCGGACUUUAUACGAGAGAGCAAAUUGGGAACUGAAAAUCCGAACUGUUUGAGAUUUGAGCACAAACACCCUCCCCUACCCGACUUUGUCAUUCCAACCAACCACUUAUUCAACAAGCCACCAUUCCUUCCUACACAAGUGGCUUUUAGAUGGGUUCGAGAGAAGUCAAUGUCCUUACUUUGUUCAUUUUCAUUUGACUUUUUGAUUAUUUCGCUGUAUUUUUCUCCUUCCCUUUUUAACCCCCUCUGGCUUUUUUUGCAUUGUUUAUCUCAUUUUUAUUAACUGUUCAGGAAAAAUAAUUUCCAAGCAAAGUUAGGGGCUUAUUAUCCACUUGUCUAAUGAAUUCAUGACAAAUGUUUUUUAAAUAAAAGAAACUGUUGAGGGUCAGUUGCAGAUUCCCAAUUAGGCUACAUUUCAAAAUUCUGUUAAUAUAGUGAAUAAAAUAUCUAUUUAAACUUUCAUGUAAUAUAGAGACAAAAAAAACCUAUAUUAAAUUAAGUGAAGGUUAAGAAUCAGUGUUAAUGGAAUCGGAAUAAUUCAUUCUUACUGAUGGUUUGUUUUAAAUAGUUCUAAAAACGUUGUCCAUUUAGACUUAGGCAGCAAUAUUUGUCAUUGUACUUAGAGUUUUGAAAUAUAGCCCUAAUAGACACUGUUGAGAUGGACUGUCCUCAUAUCCUCAAUUCGUUUUCCUUGUUAAAAAAUAAAAUUAAAACCGUGAAGACAUGUUUGAUGAUAACAUGGCUGAGAGAUUGCCUCCUGUUAUGCUAAAUCCAGUUUAGGUCUUCAUUUUGUUAUCGGAAUCUCUAUAAACUGCAUGUACAAAAGUUCACAAAGAAAGGAUUGGGACACAAAUCUCCACAUGGGUCUUCUCUUUUUCUAGAGAGAAGGGAUCCUGCAGCUCAAUCUGAACCUUGUACAUAUUUUAAAACAUCCUAACUGUACUUACUCUGACACUAGUAUCUGUACCCUCUCCAUAAAAUGCAUUAUGCUACAUGUGUAAGCUUGCCUAAAUAGGUUACUAAAUCUGUCCAAAAGAUGUUUUGCAGCAGUUUGUCAAUAAAGCCUAGUUUGUUUUUAUGAAAUUUAA